Messenger RNA from Suricata suricatta (meerkat), 1338 nucleotides. It is a transcript of the gene CNTD1, whose product is annotated as cyclin N-terminal domain containing 1. Bases 183 to 1169 code for a protein of 328 amino acids. The record is from RefSeq and is a predicted model, not a curated record. Gene Ontology annotation, biological process: reciprocal meiotic recombination. Gene Ontology annotation, cellular component: site of double-strand break. Lineage: Eukaryota; Metazoa; Chordata; Mammalia; Carnivora; Herpestidae. The transcript has 7 exons.
AAAGGGCUGUAGGGCUCGAGGCCCUGGUGGAAAUCGGGUUUUCCUCAGACUUGAGGUGAAGACAAACACACAGAAGAGGACGAGAAAUCCCAGACAGAGUGUGGCGGAAGACUGGGGUGAAGCUAAGGGGAUCGGUUUAUGGAUCCAGUGAGCCGUCCAGGUGCCCCCAAAGGCUUCUGAAAAUGGACGGACCUGUGAGGUCAAGAUUGGCCUACCUCAGUGACUUUCAAUUUGGAGCUGUUAACACAGAGACCAUCGAAGACGCUCUGCUCCAUCUGGCGCAGCUGAACGAGCAAGCCGUGCAGGAGGCUGCCGGCCGGAUGGGCAGCUUCAGGGAGACCCGGAUCGUGGAGUUUGUUUUUCUCCUGUCUGAACAAUGGUGUCUGGAGAAAUCCGUGAGCUACCAGGCUGUAGAAAUCCUAGAAAGGUUUAUGGUGCAGCAGGCAGAGGAUAUCUGCAGGCAAGCCACAGUCCAGCUGAGGGAGAAGACGGAGCCUCAGAGUUGGAAAGCUCUGAAAGAACAGCUUUUCAACAAGUUUAUCCUGCGUCUUGUGUCAUGUGUUCAACUGGCGAGCAAACUUUCCUUCCACUACAAGAUUAUCAGCAACGGUACGGUCCUGAGUUUCCUCCAGUCUCUGGGGUAUGUACACACUAAGGAGGAACUGCUGGAGUCAGAGCUUGACGUUUUGAAGUCCCUGAACUUCCAAAUCAAUCUGCCGACUCCCCUGGCAUAUGUGGAGAUGCUUCUGGAGGUUUUAGGAUACAAUGGCUGUUUGGUCCCAGCCGCACGGCUGCAUGCAACCUGCCUGACCCUGCUCGACCUUGUCUAUCUCCUGCACGAACCUGUGUAUGACAGCCUGCUCAGGGCUUCAGUUGAAAACUCCAGACCCAGUCAGCUGCAAGGGGAAAAGUUUGUUUCAGUGAAGGAAGACUUCAUGCUGUUGGGAGUAGGAAUCAUUGCGGCGAGUGCUUUCAUCCAAAGCCCUGAGUGCUGGGGCCAGGUUGUGGAGCAUUUGCAGAGCAUCACCGGCAUCACCCUGGAAAGCAUCGCUGAGUUCUCUUACGCAAUCCUGACUCACGGCGUGGGCGCCAACACUCCCCGGCGACGGCCUGUCCCCCCCCACCUGGAGGCUAGGGCUCUGGGGGCUGUCACUUCCUCCAACUCGUGAGGCGGGCUCCACUCACCAAGUAUCCAACAGCCUUCCGCCACUGCGCUCACCCCUCCUUUUGUUUACUCUCCAACUCAGGGGUACAAAAGUUCCAAGUAGCUUUUGAACUAUGUUUUGUGUUCCAACUUCAUGCUCAUUUUUCUGCAUUAGACAAAGUUAAAGUUGACAA